CAUAGCUUUCAUGAACACAUUGAAACGUAUCUAGAAUAUGAAAGAUUAUGUAACCAUGAUGAGAUUUGUAAAAAAAAUAAGCAAGAAUGUAUAUUAGAUAAAUUGCAAUUUACUGAAAAAUAUGAUGAAGUUACUUGUAUUUGUGAAAGAUUUUAUUGCUUACUUGAUAAAUUGUUUACGCCAUCAAUAAAUAAUAAUGAAAAUGCUCAUUUGGAAUACCUAAAGUAUUGGUUAAAUUAUGAAUUACGUGAGAUAGACGACACUUAUCCAAAAGCAUUUCACCAAAAUUUGAAGACCAAUUAUAAUACAAAUGACACCUUGAAGAAAUUAGAUGGAAAAUGGGAUAAAAUAGAUAAGGAUGAGGAGAAAAAUAUGAAUUUAUUAUUCUAUUUUUACACAAAUUGUAUUCACAUUAUAAAAUCAACAAAUAAAGUUGACGCAAACAAAAGUUUUGCUAUGAAAAAUGCUAAUCACUGUGUUCAGAAAUACCAGGAACUUGAAAAAAUUUGUCCUAAUAAUACGAAACCUUUU
This is a messenger RNA of Plasmodium cynomolgi strain B, 531 nucleotides long. RefSeq lists its product as hypothetical. The annotation marks the transcript as partial. The transcript has a single exon. The record is from RefSeq and is a predicted model, not a curated record. Lineage: Eukaryota; Apicomplexa; Aconoidasida; Haemosporida; Plasmodiidae.